AAGACAAGGCCGAAGCUUCGAUCUUUUGAAACUUUCGAACCAUUUCUAAAUCUCAAUCUUCAAAUUCCCUCUCUUCAAAUCCCUCUCCUUUUCUCUCUUCCACUUUCAAGUGUAUUUCAAUUUCAUCUUCCAAUCUCUUCAAGAAGCUGAUUCGGGAUUAUGGUGAGGGAACAACGAGUUGAAUCGUUUUAUGCUAAACUUCGUGAAUCUGUGACGGCUUCUUCUUUGUCUCCUCUCCUUAUUUUUCCUUCCACUUCUGAUGUUGACUCGCUCUGUGCCUUGAAAAUUAUUUUUCAAGUUCUUGAAUCUGAUUCGAUUCGAUACGCUUGUUAUCCCGUGUCUUCUUUUCAAGAAAUUCAUAAAUAUGCUGGUCCUAGUUUGAGUUCGUCGUCUGCCGAUCCGAUUUCGAUCCUUUUGAUUAACUGGGGAUGUCAUCGAGAUCUUAGGAAGGUUUUGAGUUUAGGUCCGGCUGCUCAUGUGUUUGUUGUUGAUAGUCAUCGUCCAAUUCAUCUUCAUAAUCUGAGCGAUCAGAAUGAGCAAGUGGUUGUUCUUUACACGAAAGACGAUGAGCUCCAGGCUGACUUAGCUUAUGAUUUCGAUGUCUCUGCAUUGGCGAAUGCGAGCGAUUUGAACAGCGAUGAUGAGAUUGAUGAGGAAUUGGAUAGUGACGAUGAUAACGAUAGCGAAAACGAAGAAGAAGAUCGAGGCGGAUCGAGGAAACGGAGGAGAGUUGAUAAGGAAAAUGAGGAUGAUCCUGUUCAGAUUUUCAGGAAAUUGAAAAGAGGAUACUAUUAUAUGGGUACCUUCCAUGGUAGGCCUUCAGGGUGUUUGAUGUAUGAUCUGUCUCAUUCAUUGAGGAAGAACACAAACGAAUUACUAUGGCUGGCUUGUGUGUCGUUAACUGAUCAGUUUGUUCAUGAAAGAUUAACGGAUGAGAGGUACCAAGCUGGGGUUAUGGAGCUUGAACAACACAUAAACAGUUCAGGGAACUUGAAUGCUGUAAACUCUGUUACACUCAAGGAUGGCACCAAGAUCCGAGCUCCUGAGGCAUCAAGAAUCACUUAUGAUGAUGAGCCAAGAUUAAUGCUGUUGCAGGAGUGGAGCUUGUUUGAUUCAAUGCUGUGUUCUUCAUACAUUGCUACCAAGUUAAAGACAUGGAGUGACAAUGGAAUGAAGAAGCUGAAAUUGCUUCUAGCACGCAUGGGGUUUGCACUUGUGGAUUGCCAACAAAAGUUCCAAUACAUGAAUCUCGAAGUGAAACGAAAAAUGAAGGACGAAUUCGAGCGAUACCUACCCGAAUACGGCCUAAACGAUUUCUACUACAGAAGUUUCUUGAGGUUACAUGGUUACAGCUCAAAAGUGUCAGCAGCAGAUGUGGUAUAUGGGGUCACUGCAUUGCUUGAAUCCUUUGUGAAAUCAGAUGGGUCAAGUGCUUCCAAGAAGUUUGGAGUGGCUUAUGAUGCAUUGUCAUUGAGCAAUCUUGACAAGCUCAAAGAUGGAAUGCAGCAGGCGAUCAAGGUCCAGAGGUCAGUUCUUAGACAGGGGAGCUCUGCAAUUACAAAGAGUGGAUGUAUAAGAAGUGGGAGGAAGUUUCGUUGGGUGAAGCUUGAAGAUUCUGUGGACACCAAAUUUCUGGGCUAUCCUCAAGCACUCACCAAGUUCUGCUACUUCAUAAUGGAUGCUUUGCGAGAGAAAGGAGCAAGAAUGAAGCCAUUGCUAUGUGCUUGUGUGUCUCAAGAGCCGAACAAAGUAUUGAUCGUUGGUGUUUGCGGGAAGCCUCGGCUUGGGGCGUCUCGAGGCAAUGCAUUUGGGAGAGCGUUUCGAAACGCUGUGGAGGAAAUCAGCGCGGAGUUUUUCCACGAGAUGUUUGAAUCCUCGUGGAUUCUUCUUGAUGCAACUUCAGUUAACUCUUUCAUGGUCAGAUUGACUGAGAAGCUCUAACGUAUGUUGUUGUUUAUUUCCAUUUCAUGGUCAGAUUGAGAUGAAUUAUGAUGACCCCCACAUCUUAACAUCAAUUGUAGUUACACAAGUUAGCCUUUAUGUAACUUAACUUCAUCUUUGCAAGGUUAUUGCACUUUAGUUUUGCAUGGAGACUUCGUUCUAACA
Messenger RNA from Cucurbita moschata (crookneck pumpkin), 2106 nucleotides. RefSeq names its product cell division control protein 45 homolog. Gene Ontology annotation, cellular component: DNA replication preinitiation complex. Lineage: Eukaryota; Viridiplantae; Streptophyta; Magnoliopsida; Cucurbitales; Cucurbitaceae. Gene Ontology annotation, biological process: mitotic DNA replication preinitiation complex assembly; DNA replication initiation; double-strand break repair via break-induced replication. The transcript has 2 exons. The coding region runs from base 160 to 1941 and encodes 593 amino acids. The record is from RefSeq and is a predicted model, not a curated record. Gene Ontology annotation, molecular function: DNA replication origin binding; single-stranded DNA binding; chromatin binding.